AUGUCCCAAGCAUAUCAAAUCCACGUCCUCGACCCCUCCCAUUCCCACACCUCCCCCACCCUCCUCAACAACCUCACCCUCAACACCCUCCCAAUCCCAGUUCCAGGACCAGGAGAAGUACUCGUCCGCAUCCGUGCCGCAGCACUUAACUACCGCGACAUCCUUGUCGUCGCCGACUCACCCCUCUACACAGCGCGCACUUCUGCCGGCCUAACACCCUGCGCUGACGGCGCCGGAACCAUCGAGGCCGUUGGUCCCAAUAGCACUUGGUCUGACAGCAUCGGCGAGGGGGUAUUGCUGGUUAAUAACACUGAUUGGAUCGAUGGUGAUGUGGAAGGGUAUAAAGUUCAUCACACGUUAGGAUGUGGUGGAGUACAGGGUACACUGAGGCAGUAUGCUGUAGUGAGCGACGAGUUUGUGGUCCGGAAACCGAAGAAUCUGGGGUUUGAAGAGGCGGCUGCAAUGGUGAGUGCUGGGGGGACGGCGAUGAAUGCGUUGUUGGCGGGGGGUGUUGGGCCGGGGAAGACGGUACUGACCCAAGGCACGGGUGGGGUUAGCUGUUUUGCUAUAUUGGUCAGUACUGUUGCUGUUGCUCUGUAUGCUGCUGCUAUGGGUGCCAGAGUCAUUGCGACUUCAUCCUCAGAUGAGAAGCUCGAGAGUGCCAAAAAGCUCGGUGCAUCGGAAGUCAUUAACUACAAGACGACCCCCGAAUGGUCAAUCGAGGCACUGGCAUUGACCGACCAAAGAGGUGUUGAUGUUUUGAUUGAUGUAGCUGGAGCGCAGACGGUCGAACAAUCGCUACAAGCAACCAGACAAGGCGGUACAGUAGUUAUGAUUGGCUUUCUCACCGAGUCCAAACCAUCCGAUCUAGUACAACUCCUCUUGUUUGGUGCCAAAACUUUGAAGGGAAUAUUGGGGAACAGCAAAGUCAUGUUGGAACAAGCCGUCGCUCUGACAGAAGAACAUGACCUGCACCCAGAGAUCAAUGUCUUUGCAUGGGCAGACGCCAAAAAAGCUUUCGAGGCUCUGAGAGCCCAAAACUGUGUGGGAAAGAUUGUUAUUCUGGUGUGA
Lachnellula hyalina is the source of this 1071-nucleotide messenger RNA. RefSeq names its product Zinc-type alcohol dehydrogenase-like protein. The coding region runs from base 1 to 1071 and encodes 356 amino acids. Lineage: Eukaryota; Fungi; Ascomycota; Leotiomycetes; Helotiales; Lachnaceae. The transcript is spliced from 3 exons. The record is from RefSeq and is a predicted model, not a curated record. Gene Ontology annotation, molecular function: oxidoreductase activity.